Molecule: messenger RNA, 1731 nt
Organism: Fonsecaea nubica
Lineage: Eukaryota; Fungi; Ascomycota; Eurotiomycetes; Chaetothyriales; Herpotrichiellaceae
Product: tRNA(Ile)-lysidine synthetase
Exons: 2
Coding region: 1-1731 (576 amino acids)
Biological process (GO): tRNA processing
Molecular function (GO): ATP binding; ligase activity, forming carbon-nitrogen bonds
Source: RefSeq, a predicted model, not a curated record
AUGGCGUUGGCAUACUUGCUCAAUGAGAUUAACACAGUGCCUGAAAAGCACAAUGUUUCCGUCCAACCAUUCGUCUUCAUCGUCAACCACAAGGCUCGUAGAGAAAGCACCGAUGAAGCCAACUACGUUCAAUCUCAGCUACGCCGUCUUAGCAUUGAAAGCGAAAUCCUCGAAAUCCAAUGGCCCAACAACAUUGAUCCAGCGAGUACCGCCGAUUUCGAAUUGAGGGCUCGGCGAGCACGGUAUCGGCUGGUUGCAGAUGCGGCGAUUCAGAAGAAGAUCCACCAUCUUUUUUUGGGACAUCACCAAGACGACCAAGUUGAAACAGUCCUAAUGCGUCUCGUGCGGAAUGCUGGGACAUCAUUUCUCGGGUUUCAGGGCAUGUCAGAGCAUAGCACAAUACCGUGCUGUGAGGACAUUAGGGGUGCAAACGAAAUUGAAAGCUACGAGAGAUUUGCGCGGUGGCUAAACCCACACGACCCGCGAGUAAAUCGAGAGACAAUGGACUCGAGGCUCAUCAACCAAGGGAAAACUGUGACGCCUUCUGUGCCGGGCGGGCUGCGGAUCCACCGACCUCUCCUGUCGUUUGCAAAAUCUGCGAUCAUUGACUUCUGCAACACAAAUCACGUCCCACAUGUCCAGGAUAAGACAAAUUAUGAUCCUACACUGACACUCCGGAAUGCUGUGCGGUAUAUGAGGACCCAUUACACCUUACCCAAAGCCUUGCAAACAUCCUCCAUCCUCUCACUUCAACAGUCGUCCUGGCGCUUUGCUACUUCCCUUGCGGCGCGAGGGGAACAGAUCCUUGAAAAUCUCAGAGUGCUUACCUUCGACCUGCGGUCCGGUCGUAUGACUGUACGAGUAUCGCCUGCUUUUAUCUCUCUGUGCGAGUUGGAUUCUGAAGCUGGGGCAUAUGCUUUGGCGAGACUGACAAGUGUGGUGAGCUCGCAGUCGAGAGAUGAAGAGCCGACUCUUGUACCUCGGCAUAACCUGAGGCAGUUCCUGGACAAGAACCGAUCUCGAUCGCGAGAGUGGGUGACUGUGCAGCAGGUGUUACUCGAGAAGUCAAGCACUGGACUAGAUAUGAGCGAACAAUCGGCGACAUCCGGAUUCCGAAUGGAACGGCAGAGCGAGUUUAGCGAGAGCUUUUCCGAUAGUGGAGGGACGAUAUGGACGCUGUCACGUCCACCAUUACGUCUGGCAGAAAUCACACGUACAUCAAGGAGCUUUUCCCUUGACAUCCGACCAGGCGAAGUCGGCAAUGAGGGUGCGGGUCCAAUCCUCCGGUUGGGAUGUGCUAAGAACUACAACCAGACAGGGCUUUGGUCCCAGUGGAUGCUUUGGGAUCAUCGAUAUUGGGUGCGUGUACGGACAAAAACUGCCGAAACGCUUUCCCAUAUCCGCAUUCGCACUUAUUGCGAGUCCGAUGUACAAAGUGUGUACACAAGGCUCAAGGAUAGGGGCUCAGAGCUUCAGUACAUUCUAGCAGAAGCAGCCCCAGGAAAGUUGAGGUUUACAAUUCCCGUGCUGACAGUAGACGGACAAGUUUCGGUGUUUCCGACAUUGAAUGUCGUCGUGGGGGGAAAGGACUCAAUGCGUGUUGACUCUGGACUGGCAGAUCACUCAAUCCUUGAAUGGGAAGUCUGCUACAAGGUCAUCGAUCUGCCAUUUAUCAAUGACCGUCGAGAAAUGAUUCAUUGGAAGAAUGCGCAGGUAAAACGCCACAAGUGA